AUGCGUGAUGAAUGUGUCAUGGAUUUAACAGAAAUGGCAGAAGAGGGUCUGUUGGACACUCUUAUUGGAAGGCAAGAUGAAAUAGAGAGAGUAAUGCAAAUACUUUGCAAAACAAGAAAAAACAACCCUUGUCUUAUCGGUGUUCCUGGUGUCGGAAAGACUGUUAUAGUUAGAGGGCUUGCUAAUCAGAUAGCUACCUCCAUUGUUCCUCCAGAACUUGUGGAAAAAAGGGUGCUUGCACUAGACUUGAGACAAAUGAUUGUUGGAACUUCAAAUACAGAUGAAUUUGAGAGAACGCUAAUAGAAGCAGUGGAUGGAUGUGGGAAAGCUAGAAAUAUAGUUCUUUUCAUUUCUGAAUUGCAUACCCUUGUAGCAGCUGGUGCAGGCAGUAAAGCCGGAGAUGGAGCUAAUAUAUUGAAAGAAGCUAUUGAAAGGGGGGGACUCCAGUGUAUAGUUGAAACUACACCGCAGGAAUACAGAGAGUACAUAGAGAAAGAUAGAUCAUUCAAACGAUGUUUUCAAAAUGUGCAUAUUAUUUCUGAGCCUUCAAUUGAGGAGGCUAUUGAAAUACUAAAAGCGAUGUGCCCUAAACAUGAAGCUCAUCAUAAAGUUACAUAUGAAACCGAUGCUUUAGUUGCUGCUGUUCGUUUAUCAAAGAAGUACACAAGGGACCGUUUUCUUCCUGAUAGCGCAAUUGACUUGAUUGACGAAGCAGGCGCUAGAUUUCAACUGCAAAAAUUGAAGUUGCCACUUUCUGAACCUGUAAUAACUGUGAAGGACAUAAAGCAUGUGAUCUCAAUGGGGACAGGAAUUGCAGUGGAGGUCCUGAACAUGAACUGA
Jatropha curcas is the source of this 840-nucleotide messenger RNA. The record is from RefSeq and is a predicted model, not a curated record. Lineage: Eukaryota; Viridiplantae; Streptophyta; Magnoliopsida; Malpighiales; Euphorbiaceae.